CAGACAACGUUGCCAACAUUUUCCCAGCAUUCCUUGCGUGCGGCCUUUUCCUCCAUUUUUGAGACUGAAUCAGGUUGUUAGCCUGGUCAAAUCAUCAUAAUGCCCGGAAGGUUGUGGAGCAAGGCCAUCUUUGCUGGCUACAAGCGUGGCCUGAGGAACCAGCGUGAGCACACUGCUCUGCUCAAGUUAGAGGGAGUUUACACCCGCGCAGAGGUCGACUUCUACCUGGGCAAACGCUGUGCCUACGUCUACAAGGCAAAAAAGAUCACCGCAACACCCGGCGGUAAACCCAACAAGACACGUGUCAUCUGGGGUAAAGUCACACGGGCUCAUGGAAACAGUGGAAUGGUUCGUGCCAAGUUCAAGAGCAAUCUUCCUGCAAAGGCUAUGGGGCACAGGAUCCGUGUGAUGCUGUACCCAUCCCGUGUGUAACCUGCUUUUGUGUACAGACAAUAAAAAAUUUGAUCCAAAAA
Molecule: messenger RNA, 473 nt
Organism: Pimephales promelas (fathead minnow)
Lineage: Eukaryota; Metazoa; Chordata; Actinopteri; Cypriniformes; Leuciscidae
Gene: rpl35a
Product: ribosomal protein L35a
Biological process (GO): translation
Cellular component (GO): ribosome
Molecular function (GO): structural constituent of ribosome
Source: RefSeq, a predicted model, not a curated record